CUUAUCAUGACUUCUUUCUUAAGCAUACAUCAUGGUCCGGCGUCUUGGUCAUUCCGGACGCUUAAUUCGGUACUCCGCCCUCGGGUAGCCGUAUCGGGCUGCAAAAGCCGAGGGGUUUUUGUCCAGCAACGACCGCGAUGAAACUUCCAGAUCAGCCUCGCGGCUUGCCUUCGCUGGGCGUCCUGCUGCAAAGUUCUUUCACCGCCAUCUGCUGUUCUUGGCUGUCGUGAAGGUUACAUUGGACGGAGGGUCAGCAUGCGGGGAAGCGCGAAUGAUAACAACAGCCGGGAUCCUGGCCUGGAACGAUCCCCAGCACCGGGCGCCCGUACCUGCGUAUAGCUACAAAACCUGGAGCGUGCCCUGCUUCAACUCUAGAGCUGUCUUCCGUUGCUCUAAUUGAGGUCCACGAUGAUUCUACCGUGUUUGUUCCGUGUUGUUGGUGUUGCGGCGGCUCUGCAACCUCUUCCGCCCGUUCAAUGGACGAACAACAACGCGUCUUCAACUGGCUUCUCGCUGAGUGACGCGCCCAAGAGGAUAUACAUCGACAACACCUUCGCGGAUCAAAAUGAUACAGAGGGUUUGACGCUCACCCCUCCCUCCGCAUACGAGUUCGCAGAGACGUUCCGGCAAGAUAUUUCCCAGCUCGUCGGCGCGAAUUGGACGCUGCAAAGGGUCGACGGAUUGCCUACCUCUGGGAUAUUACUUGGACACUUCAGUGGCGAGCCGAGCGAAUUGACGUACGAGAACGGUGUGGAGACUGAAGAGGGUUAUGAGCUAGAAGUACGCAACGGCAGCGUUUUCAUCGGUGGCACCGGGGCUCGGGGCAUGUUCUGGGGAACACGGACGCUGCUUCAAGAGCUAUUGAUUGCAAAUGGAUCGACUUUGGCCCCUGGAAAGGUUGUUGAUGCGCCGGCAUAUGCGACCCGGGGGUACAUGCUUGAUGCCGGCCGAAAAUGGUACACCGCGGACUUCCUGAAGGAGCUUUGCACAUACGCGUCGUUUUUUAAGAUGUCGGAGUUCCACUACCAUUCGAGCGACAACUAUCCGCUAAACCGUGGCCACAAUGAGACAUGGAAUAAGGUGUUCUCCCAUUUCUCGCUGUAUCCGGAGGAUCCCGCGCUACAAGGUAUCAUCCAGCGGCCAAACGAGACUCUUUCGAGAUCGGAGUUUGAGGACUUCCAGAGGCAUUGCGCGCAGAGAGGUGUAACCGUAAUUCCUGAAAUCGAAGCGCCAGGGCAUUGUUUGGCCAUCACAAAGUGGAAACCAGAGCUGGCGCUCGCGAAGAAAGAUCUGCUGAACCUGUCCCAUCCAGACGCCAUACCUACAGUAAAGGCUAUCUGGUCGGAGUUUCUACCUUGGUUCCAGACAAAAGAAAUACAUAUUGGAGCCGACGAGUACGAUGCCGAUCUCGCGGAUGACUACAUUAACUUCGUAAAUGAGAUGUCGGAGUUCGUCAACUCAACAUCGGGAAAGCGCAUCAGAAUCUGGGGUACGAACGAGCCCUCCGAAAACCUCACCAUCUCGAAGGAUAUCAUCACGCAACAUUGGCAAUACGGACAAUCAGAUCCUAUCCAACUUCAAAACGACGGCUAUUCCUUGGUUAACUCGGAGGAUUGGUGGGCGUACAUGAGCCUAAAGAACGAUCAUACUCCAAUUCUUCCGGCGCCGUAUCCGCAGUUCUACAAUGUCUCCCGAACGAUGAAUUUCGCAAACAUACCAAGCUGGCAGUGGGACCCGUCUCUGUUCAAUCCGGUGAAUACCACCGAACAGCUUGAACCGGGUGCCAGUGGGAACAAAGGCGCUAUUCUCGCGGCAUGGAACGACAACGGCCCCGACGCUACUACGCAGCUUGAAGCUUACUACGCCAUGCGCGAUGGGAUACCUGUGGUCGCCGCGCGUGCUUGGUCAGGAUCGAGAGGUGUAAAUAUCAGUGCCGAAGACCUCUCCUCUACGCUGGCGUUCCUAACGGCGGUACCGCCGGGUCAGAACCUCGAUAGACGCGCUCCGCUAAUAGGAUGGGCGCGCCAGGCUUCAACCCCCGCCAACGUGACACUCGGUAGGGGAUCGUACGGGCCUCCAUACACGCUCAUCCUCAACGCCUCCUCGCCGUUUACACUAACGGGCCCCGACACUUCCCUCUCCAUCUCAACCGUUUCUACAAAUACUACAAACGUAACCACACUCGUCUUCACUACAGCCGACAACUUUCCAUACCCCCUGCGCUCAGUGUCUGAAGCAGACGGGCACGAUCCAGGUCACCCAGGCCGCAUCUGGACGAAUCAGUCCACCUCUACCCAUGAACCGGUGCCCGUCACGUUCCCGGUGACGCUAAGAGUCGAGACGGAUGUUCGGAAUGGGAGCAGGGUGUGGGUGAAUGACGAGUUCAAGGGACGGUUCGAGGUGUUUGUGUUCGGGGGAAGGAACACGUUGUUCAGUUGGAGUCAGAUGGCUCUAGUCGCGCCGCUGAAUGAGCUCGAGGGUGGGUUGGACAGUUUGGAGCUGCAGGCUGGGAUUCGAGGGAGCGGUGAUGGGACUCCGCCCCCGCCGCCUUCAAACGGCGGGUCGCGCGGACAGCCCGUGGGUUUUGUGAGCGUAGCUAUAGCGUUAUUAGCUACCGUUGUAGUAACAGCAACGAUGUAACUGGGGAUGCAUACAUGUAGU
Messenger RNA from Trematosphaeria pertusa, 2661 nucleotides. RefSeq names its product glycoside hydrolase family 20 protein. The coding region runs from base 409 to 2640 and encodes 743 amino acids. NCBI's taxonomy places the organism in Eukaryota, Fungi, Ascomycota, Dothideomycetes, Pleosporales, Trematosphaeriaceae. The transcript has a single exon. Gene Ontology annotation, molecular function: beta-N-acetylhexosaminidase activity. Gene Ontology annotation, biological process: carbohydrate metabolic process. The record is from RefSeq and is a predicted model, not a curated record.